AUGUUUAUUCAGCCACUACAAGACAAACGUGUUGUGGUGGGUCAGGAUGUCGCUUUGGACUGUCAAGUUGAAGGUCAUCCGGAACCAGUGGUAAAAUGGCUUAAGGACGACCAUAUCGUGACCCAGUGUCCAGACUAUGAGAUAUCUGAGGACGGUGUUAAGCACCGUUUGUUCAUACCGAAUGUGCAAGCAUCUGACAGUGGUCGUUUCACAAUUCAAGCAAUGAACGCUGCCGGCGUUAAGAUGUCUUCUUGCACACUUAUUGUCGCUCCAGCACCCACACCAAUUCCCGGUGUCAAAUCCAUUGCUGAGUCUCCUGCACCACCUCAAACGCCAGUUGGCCCAUCGGCUCCAGUUUUCCUGAAAGAACUGAAGCAUCAACCGCUGAAACCAGGCGAUCAAGUGGUACUCGAAGCUCGGGUGGUCGGCAAUCCAACACCGCAAGUUGAAUGUGCAAAAACAGAAUAUGAUCCACAUACGGGAAUCUGUAUCCUUUGUAUACCUCAGAUGUUUGCCGAUGACAUCGGCAAAUAUACGUGUAAAGCAACGAAUACGAACGGUGUUGGUGAGAGCUCUGCACAUAAAGGUCACUUUUUUCAGUUGUUACCUCGAGAUCAAUAUGAGAAAUGGUUCCACGAUGAGCAAUCGCAAAUCACUCAAGAACGAAAGCGCACCAUGCUCGCACAAUCACAGCAAGUCCAACAACGCCGUUCAAGCAAUAAUUCAUUGUCACAGCGUCAACAAGGCUCAUUACGCUCCCAAGGUAGUAUACCAAUGCGACAGCCACAACGAGUGGCCACAACCAAUAAUGGCAGUUCUGAUUUGGACUCAUUUGCUGAUAUUCAAUGGUUAUUGAGUGAGAGUGAAACAGAAUCUGAGCUAGUGGCCGCGUUGGAUAAUCGACACCUGGGAAGUGCGCCGAUCAUUCGAACACCACUCCGGGGCUUGCGGCUCACUGAAGGCACUGAUGCUGUUCUCCAAUGCAAUAUCGUCGGAAGUCCGAAACCGCGGAUUGAAUGGCGAAAGAACGGAAUAGCAAUGAGUCCGACAGGACCGCCAAGAAUAGCAAUGACCUACAAAGGGUCGCUUGCUGUGCUCAAAAUAUCGAUGGUGCUACCGGAAGAUAGCGGCGAGUAUACGGUACUUGCGGAGAACACCUUUGGACGGGUAGGUUCCUUCCUCGAACCAUUCGUGAAGUCUAUUUAA
Molecule: messenger RNA, 1206 nt
Organism: Anisakis simplex (herring worm)
Lineage: Eukaryota; Metazoa; Nematoda; Chromadorea; Rhabditida; Anisakidae
Source: the annotation of a GenBank genome assembly